UUUGAUUUCCCCUUGUUUCCCUGUAACGACAUCGUGGACAUCUCAACCGCCGACCUCAUGAACUCUGUUGAGCCAUUUAGUGAAGUUUUUCUUCCGUGGUUAGACUAUAGAGACAGUGAAAACCGGCCAAAUAUGGAGGAUUUACGGCUAAAAAUUUUGAGGAAAGGUCAACAUUCUACAAACAAAGUCAGUCUCAACGAAUUUCACUCACCGAGCCAUGCAAAGAAACCGAAGUCCAAGGAAUUGAAAGUAGAACAGCCCAGAGAUGAUGAAAUGGACCUGGCACCCGGUAAUCAAAAAGAAAGUUGUUCCAAAGGAGCUCGAAAGGAGCGGUAUACCCAGCAACGCAUCGCCCACAAACCUUUCGUUACAACGCAGGAAACAGAUGAAUCAACACUGAAACAGAAAAGGCUCAAUUCUACCAGAUACAAGCCUUUAGAUUUUGAGGUAAAAGAUACUCGAAAACAAUUUAAAAAGGUAAAUCCUGAGUCACCUUACACACUACAGGGCUCAUUUGGUGCUGUUAGUCGUGCUGACACAUUUUCGGUGGAUGAAACAGAAUUAAACGACUCACUUGGGUUUUUGACGGAUCUCUGCGAAGUUACACCACUUGCAGAUGAAUUUAAUACGGUUGAGAAAGAUGUCGAACGUUUGCUAGAUAACUUGGAUGCCAAAACGAGAAGCCUUGUUGACCUAAAAAGGGAACAUUCAAGUGCACUGGAAAACGUUUUAAACCUUAAACUGGUGGAUUCUGAGUCUACAGAGAGUAAAGUUUCACUUUGCAAUAACAAUGGUCUUAUCGACUCUAUAAGUGUAGAGAUUAAGCUUAACAAGGAGAAGUUUAUGGACGAAAUCGAAAAAGGAAAUAGUUUGCACGUGCCUCAAAUUCGUGAAAAAGAAAAAGCGUCGGACUCCGUUUCAAAUCCAGCGGUUGAAAAAGGUGUAAGUGUGACUAAAAAGCAAAAAUUUGUACCAGAACAACACACUCAAGUCAAGCUUACUCAACGUACAUACCAGCAGGACGAUAAAACUGACAAGGAAAAUAUCGAGGGAAAGAAUAACUACGGAUCAGAAUUUACUAAGAAAAAAAGGAUCGCCACAGACCAAUGGAUUAGUAACAUUGUUAAAGGCAUCGGCGCUGUAGCAAAAAUAAAUAUGCCAAGAACAAAUGGCCCAAAGGAGAGCGAAAAUGUAACAAGGAAAAAGGUCGGGCAAGUUCAAGAAAUGGAUUCGAAAGAUUUUUUCCCAGGCUGGUACCUUCCUGAAUCUGUUGAGUUUUUAUCUUCUCUGAACAAAAGGGUCAUUGACAAUGGCAAAACAUGCAGGGAUGGUUCUCAUAUCGCUCCAAACUACUGUGAAAGAAGAGUAAUUGUUCAGUCAGGGAGCGACAGCACAGGAACCAAAAAGCCCAUCAAAACAAUUCCUUUCGGUCAUAAAAGGCAGCAAAGAAAAGCCGAAAGAGAUGUUAGACUUGCCUUAUGGGACGAAAAGAACGCGCUUUUGCGAGAAAAAAACAGCGAUCCAAUCAAAACCAAGAAAAUUGAUGAUAGCCUUUACGGAAAUACGGGAGAUGGCUUCAGAAAGGAGGAAGAAUAUAAGUUGAGCGAGAGAAGGAAAUAUCCGAAGAGAAUCGCUAACUUCAGAGAGCAAAAAGAGACGUCAUUAGAGGAUGAAAAACAGUUGGAUUCCUUCUUGGACAUGUAUAAAUCGACUCAAGACGUGUUGCGUAAACAGGAAGAGCAGGCAAUGGCCGUCAAGAAAUGUAGGAACAAAGUGGAGUGUAUGACUGAAGAAAUCGAAACGUUACAGAGAAUUACUAAAGAGGAUGCUACAUCGAAACAAGGCACAAAGAUGGUGUCUGGGAAAUCGACGUCGUUAAUUUAGCAGUGGCCAAGAAGAACGUUGAAAGACUGUUAAUUCACAUAUUUAUUUGAGCGAUAAUCAAGAAACUCUUUCAUGGAUCUACACAGUAUACCUCUCAACUGAAGCCUUCGAUCCAUUGUCAGAUUUUAAACAAAAAAGUUUUGAUUUUAUAAAUAAAUCA
Molecule: messenger RNA, 2044 nt
Organism: Stylophora pistillata
Lineage: Eukaryota; Metazoa; Cnidaria; Anthozoa; Scleractinia; Pocilloporidae
Source: RefSeq, a predicted model, not a curated record